AUGGUGCGCUGUGAGGAAGCACACUUAAAAACGUCCUCCGACGAGUCCCUACUCCUUCAGGGGCCCAUUGGAUUAGGGUCCGGGGAGGAGGACGUACUCCAAACAGAGAAAGCAGAAAGCGAGGGUGAAGCAGAAUACACAGAAGAAACAGUUAUACCUGUUCCAUCUGAAACAACGACUGAGGGGAGCAGCAGGGACAGCAGUGCGAAUUGUUUUUCGCUGGUAAGAACUGUCAAGCCUGAGCCGGAGCUACCGCUUCCCCCCAAUGGGCAAAGCGAAGGAUUACUGGAGUGCCAAGACUCCAGCUCGACCAGCGACGGGAUUCCGGAGGCGUCUCGCCCGCCAGUAGACAGCGCGUCCCUUCCACGGAAGUUGAAGAUAUCCCCCACUGCCAUCAACGAAGGCUCCCAGUGCCCUCCACCUGUUCCUGCAAGUGAAACUUCUCUCCCGUGUAGCUCUUCGCCCCAGGUUUCUACUACAACACCUGUCCUCCCGUAUGUGGUUCCUCUUGGAAGCGCUGGGACUGUAGGGAACACGGGAACAUCAGGCGGACGCCCCUGGGCAUGCAAUGCACCAAGACUGCCAAUGGUCUCUAUUGCGGGGGAGACUCGGGGGCCUGCUCUUGGAAGUGUAGGAUGUUUUAUUUCUUCAGUAUUCCUUGGAACCAAUAGUCACACCCCUAUCCUCCCAGGUGGCGCAGCGGUUGCGUCAUCCGCCCUUCCAGGGGCUGUAGGGCAGCGUUUUUCUGGUCUUGGAGGGCCAUCCCUUCUUCCCUCUGCUUUUUCGUUGGGAGCAAGUUCUAGUUCCCUUAGUUCAUGGCCCCAGCAUCAUAAACAACAGCAGCAGCAAGCCAUGUACCUGAGGCCCCAUUUAGUGCCUCCAGCAUCAGCACGGCCAGCUGGAAAUAUGCCUGUAAUUCUGACGGCCCUGCGUAGGCAUCUUCGGUCACUAAUACGAAUAAUGUACAAUAAGCAGCAUGGGAAAAGUCAAGCUACCAGUUCCCCUGUGCACGACGCCAAUGCCUUUCAAAAGGACCCAGAUGCUGCGUUGUAUGCCCGCGAAACAGUUACUGGAAGCGGGGCUUCAGUAGGCCUAAGCGAAGAACAGACUUCCGCACCAUGCUGCCUAAAAAGCGUCAUCAACGGGAGCCAAAGUGAGUAUGCCCAAUGCUCUGGAGCCGUGGAGAUGCACGAAAUUCUGUCGACCUAUAAACAUAAGCCCCAAUAUGGGUCGUUGAUGGCUGCCUCCAAACAAGGUAAUGGAACAAGGAGGUCCUCAACUACAAAUCCUCAACUGCUCCAAGCAUCUCCCCAAGACCGAACGACGGAGUCUCAAGAAGACUCAACUGAGGUUGCGACUGUCUCAGGCACAGCUCGCAGGGGCACAGCAACAGUGCAACUUGCCGGUAGCUCCAGGGAAUCGUCGCUGCUGCACUUGGGUACUCCUGAUGGAGCUGCAGAGAGUUGGGAAGGGCAGCAAUAUUUUCAUGAGGAGCACCUAGAUGCUUGCUCCUUGAGUGAGCUGAGUGAAUACCUCCAGAUCUUUUCUUCAUUCUUGUCUCUAUCCCUUUCUGAGGUUUCUCGUCAGGAGCCGGCCACUCUCCAGCACGUCAGACUUCAGCUGCUGCUGCUGCGAAACAGUCAUCAGCAGCAACCGACUCGACUGCGUCAGGCUAAGCAUAUUCUUCAGCGAUGGCCUCCACUCCUGCAGUCGUCCACUAUUGGGGGACCUGAUGGGGACGAUGAAGCAACUUCCUUGAACGGCUGUCCAGAAACAAGCAUCUCACCAGUGAACGUGUGUUUGCGUAACACAGCAGCUGCAGCAGGAGCCUCCCGCACAUCAAUGUUGUUCAGCAGUACUAACUUAUUCUUCCUUUCAUCCUUUUCGUCGCCCCCUAGUUCCCACGUUGAUACUGACGUACCGUCUAUAACAACAUCUGCUAUGUCGGGGGAGAAGGCAACAAACGGCUGUUCCGUUUCUACAGGGCAAUGCGAGGCGGGACCUGAGCAAACGGCCGUUAGGAACGCAGGAUUUCCUUCGUCAUCAGUAGACGCGUUCAGUGUAGAUGGACCACCAACCAGCAGCAGCAACUCAGCUAACGUAGGUACACCUACAGCAGUGGCCGAAUGCCCACUCCAGCCCCCACUCCCUAAUACGUUUGUGGCUACAGCAACAAACGACAAUCCUGGCGGGGCACCAGGACUCCCUCCUUCCAAGGACAAGUUGGCGCUGCCAUGGAAUUCUGAUGGUACUGGCACAAGCGGUGUAUCAGCGCCACCAGCGGCAGGCUUGAGAUUGUCUCCAGUUUCAGGGACUGCAAUUGGCAUACGAUUGCACAAUCUGAUUGGAGGGACACCGUUAGGUCUGAGCAAUACCCUUUCCUUGUCUGGAAGUUCCGGGGGAGGAGCAAUUCACCAGAGCACGGAAGCACCCACUGGGUCACCUGUUACUGCAAACAGCUGCUGCGCGGUAGGGGCUCUUCUGGAGGGGGGAUCGGCUAGUCUUGCUCUUUCUCCAGGUUCGCUUGAGUGGAUUCGUGACGGGAAGGGCACAACGCGGGAACGUCCAGGUGACCUUCUCCCCGCAGAUGGGGGCUUGGGUGGCCGUCGACAGUGUUCCUCCAGGCGGGCAUCCGAUCGGGGGGCCAAAGGGAAGGCUGGUGAGGCAACAGAAGAUUGCUCCAGGAGUGGAUCGCGAACCUCUAAGGAGACAAACAGGAAAGCAGGGAGCGCUGUCACGCCAAUUCCGCAAGUGACUAUAGGUCUUGCUGGGCCUCCAGGAGGAGCCUUCAAUUUGGCCAAGAGCAACAACCAGGAGUUCAUUCUUCCCAAGAGCGAUUUUUCAGCCAGCCGUGUUGCCCGCCUUAGCCGCAGAGCGAUGGAACUACCCUAUGUUCACGGCGUUCGCUUUGAAGCUGCAAAUUUUGCCUGGGUAGCCCAGAUGAGGGGAGAGGCCCGCAGGUUUCUAGUAAAAAAACACGGCUUCGUAAAAAGCAGGUUGUGCGCUAUUGAGAAGAUUGAGAUGUGGAGGGCUGCUCUGUCUCCUGAAGCGCUUGCAAGCGAGCUUAAAGCUGAGCAGGACGUUUUGGCAAUGGUUCCAAAUAUGUGCCCAGAGGACGCCGACCCCGACGCCAUGCAGGCAGUGGAGGAGUCUCUGCGCCUCAAGUUCCAACGAGGAACUAUCAUGUCAUGUCGAUCAAGCGGAGGUGCUUCUUUAGGGCUCAAGCGACAAAGAAACUUCUGUUUAGACAGUGAACGGGACACAUCUAAAGCAAACCGUUCCCACGACACAUUUUCCGACCAACUCCUGGUACAACACCAGCAGGUAAUGACUGCGCAACAACUGAUUACACAACCCAGCGCUCAGGCCGACGGACAGCGGCACCAAUUUCAGAUUCCUCAGUCCCACUUGGUGCAAUCAUCGCAGCAGCAGCUGGUUGACAACUCUCAGCAGCACCUGCUGACGCAGGAGCAUCUGUUCAGAGCCAUUGCUUCCCCUGCAUCGAAUACAAAUCCCACCGGAGGACGUGAUACUCCAGAGCAGCCACAACAGCAGCAAGUGCUCCUGCCUCUGGAGGGGUUUCGCACAAGAGGGCAACAGCAGCAACUAUUGUCGCACCAUUUUCCAUCAGGAAUAUCCACGCUGCCUGCAAUACGCCUUCAGCAGCACACGGUAGGAGCAAGUAGCCAACAGGCCAGACCAGCUCCUGAAUAA
This is a messenger RNA of Eimeria maxima, 3714 nucleotides long. RefSeq lists its product as hypothetical. The record is from RefSeq and is a predicted model, not a curated record. The transcript is spliced from 7 exons. Bases 1 to 3714 code for a protein of 1237 amino acids. Lineage: Eukaryota; Apicomplexa; Conoidasida; Eucoccidiorida; Eimeriidae.